This is a messenger RNA of Colletotrichum fioriniae, 438 nucleotides long. The record is from RefSeq and is a predicted model, not a curated record. NCBI's taxonomy places the organism in Eukaryota, Fungi, Ascomycota, Sordariomycetes, Glomerellales, Glomerellaceae.
AUGGAGUGCUGGCCUUCUGACCAGGGCCAGUGGUGCGUCCGGGCCUCUCUUUUCGGAUCCUUUGGGCAACUCAGCGGCGACGCUUCUGCCGUAUCGGGCACCCAGAAAGUCAAGAUCGAAUACGAGCUUCUCUCGGAUAACAAUACCUGGCGCCAGACCGUCACCGAUGCCGACACUGGUGCAAAGCUCAGCUCGUUUGAGCACAAGUCUGGCCCCUUUAUGAGAGGCUAUGGCACUGGAACUGAGUGCAAUGCCAACUGCAGUCCUACUAUUGCGUCGCAGAAGUACAUAGACACCGUUAUCACUCUUGCAAGCCCCGAUACUGGUUUUGGAAAGACGAUUGCCACCGCUCAGAAGGCCAUAUAUUCUGGUCUCUCGAGCAGCCAGAAUGGAAAGGUUUGGACUAUCAAGGAGAUCAAUGUCCCUGCGAUGGUCUGA